Messenger RNA from Medicago truncatula (barrel medic), 1022 nucleotides. RefSeq lists its product as uncharacterized. The record is from RefSeq and is a predicted model, not a curated record. The coding region runs from base 77 to 874 and encodes 265 amino acids. The transcript has 5 exons. NCBI's taxonomy places the organism in Eukaryota, Viridiplantae, Streptophyta, Magnoliopsida, Fabales, Fabaceae.
CAUUUCAUUUCAUUGAGAUUCACAAACACAAUUUUCAUUUUGCUGCUUUUUUUCUUUUCUUCCACUUUCAUCAUUCAUGGAUUCUCUUCCUUCAGUAUCACCUUCCAUGGUCCUCCCUCCAACCAACCCCUUCCGCCGCCACACCCGCCGCCUUUCUCUCUUCUCCCGCCAUCUUCCUCCGAGACUCUUCUCUACACCGAGGGUCCGAACCAAUAGGAGAAAGGAAGUAUCGUGCAACGUCGUCGGCGGCGGAGGAGCAGAUGACGGUGGAAACGAGGAAGAGGUUGAGAAAGCGCUUCACAUGGAUGGAAAAAUUCCCGGUAGCUCCGACGAGUUCUUGAAGCAAGUUUCCUCACGUGCUUAUGACAUGCGUCGGAAUCUUCAUCAGUCCUUUGAUUCUAGCAGCUACGAUGUUUUAGAUGACAACCCUUGGAGAGAAACUUCAAAGCCUGUGUAUGUACUCACCCAAAAGGAAAACCAAUUGUGCACGAUGAAAACCCGGAGAAAUAUAAGCGAAGUUGAAAGAGAGCUUGGCUUAUUGUUUUCUAAAGGAAGCAACCGGAGAGCUGCAAUAGAAAAUCAGUCUAAACAAGCAAGGGGAGGGACAAAAUUUCCAAUGCAAGUAGAAGAUAUUAGAGAUGGAGUGCUGGUAUUUGAAGAUGAAAACGAGGCAGCCAAGUAUUGUGACUUGCUGCAAGGAGGUUGUGAGGGUGUUGCCGAGAUAGACGCCUCAUCGAUAUUUGAUCUUUGCAAGAAAAUGAGGGCUCUUGCAGUUCUAUUCCGCAGAGGGAGGACACCUCCUGUACCCGAAAGCCUUAAGCUUAAUCUCCGAGCUCGAAAACGGUCCCUUGAAGAUCAAGAUGAUCUGAUAUGAAAUUCAACUCCCUUGUGAUGGGAAAGAAGCGACUGUUUGUAUCUAAUUGUAACACCCAAAACAGUCAAAGGGAACAAAAAUGUGUAUAAUAGUAACAAAUUCAUUCAUCAGUAUAUAAAAAGUAUAUAGCAUGUAUAUUGUUACUCAA